Monodelphis domestica (gray short-tailed opossum) is the source of this 3544-nucleotide messenger RNA. RefSeq names its product protein kinase AMP-activated non-catalytic subunit gamma 3 (gene PRKAG3). Lineage: Eukaryota; Metazoa; Chordata; Mammalia; Didelphimorphia; Didelphidae. Gene Ontology annotation, biological process: protein phosphorylation; regulation of catalytic activity. Gene Ontology annotation, cellular component: nucleus; cytoplasm; nucleotide-activated protein kinase complex. Gene Ontology annotation, molecular function: protein kinase binding; protein kinase regulator activity; AMP binding. The record is from RefSeq and is a predicted model, not a curated record.
GCUUUAGUCAGCACGACACUGGCCGGAUGCAGCCUGAGCAGGAACACACCCUGCACUGGGUACAGGGGCCCCAGGGAGGGGACACAGGGAAGACGGGGAGUCUGAAGGGUUGAAGGGUGGGAUACAGCUGCAAUCCCUCGGGCUCAGGACAGCUGAGGCUUGGGUUAUCAUCCUCUCCUACCCUUGCCUUCUUUCAGACCUUGUCUUGAAACAACCAUGUGGGACAUGGUGGAACAACCAGAACUGAACUACUCAGGGGACAGUCCUUCAAGGCUACUACCUUGCAUGAAUACUACCCCAGAGAAGAGCUGUGAAGACCGGGGAGCCAAGGCCUCCAGGUGGACAAGGCAAGAGGCUAUGGAAGAGAGUGACCCCCCUAUCUUGGAGGAAGAAGAUAGCCCACAGAGUGUCCUGGCAAGGCCACAGUCUGUGUCUACCACCUCAGAAGCUGGGUCUCUGGGCCAAGUUGCUGCAUUCCCAGGAUCCGAUUCCAUUGACUGGGGGUUAGAAGCCAUAGACUUGGAUUCUACAACCAUGUGUCCAGGGCUCACAUCUAUACCAUCAGGGGCCAUUUCUCUGGAGCCUGAGACUCUAUCAAUAAGGAAGGAAGGGGAGAGUCCAGAGAGAGCAACCCGAAGCCCAUCGCCACAGGUCCUGUUGCCCAAGCUGGGUUGGGAUGGAGAACUACUUCGCCCGGGGGCCCAGAUCUACAUGCACUUCAUGCAGGAGCAUAACUGCUAUGAUGCCAUGGCUACCAGCUCAAAGUUGGUUAUCUUUGAUACAAUGCUGGAGAUCAAGAAGGCCUUCUUUGCUCUUGUGGCUAAUGGGGUGCGGGCAGCCCCAUUGUGGGAUAGCCAGAAGCAGAGCUUUGUGGGCAUGCUGACUAUCACAGACUUUAUCCUGGUACUCCAUCGUUACUACAGAUCACCCUUGGUUCAGAUCUAUGAAAUUGAGGAGCACACAAUCCAAACUUGGAGGGAGAUCUAUCUUCAAGGCUCUUUCAAGCCCCUGGUUUCCAUCUCACCCAAUGAUAGCCUGUUUGAGGCUGUUUAUUCCCUGAUUAAAAACCGGAUCCACCGACUGCCUGUUCUGGAUCCUGCCUCAGGAAACGUCCUUCACAUCCUCACACACAAGCGGCUGCUAAAGUUCCUCCAUAUCUUUGGUGCACUGCUGCCCAAGCCCCAGUUUCUCUCUCGAUCUAUCCAAGACUUGGGCAUUGGCACAUUCCGAGACUUGGCUGUGGUUCUGGACACGGCCCCAAUCCUGUCUGCAUUGGACAUUUUUGUAGACCGCCGUGUGUCUGCGUUGCCUGUGGUCAAUGAAUCCGGACAGGUUGUGGGCCUCUAUUCCCGAUUUGAUGUCAUACAUCUGGCUGCCCAGAAGACAUACAACCACCUGGACAUGAGUGUUGCGGAAGCACUGAGGCAACGGUCCCUCUGUCUGGAGGGCAUCAUUUCCUGCCAGCCUCAUGAAAGCCUGGGUGACGUUAUUGACCGAAUCGCCCGUGAACAGGUUCACCGACUGGUAAUGGUGGAUGAAUCGCAGCAUUUGUUGGGUGUCAUCUCCCUCUCUGACAUCCUCCAAGCCCUAGUGCUUAGCCCUGCUGGCAUUGAUGCUCUCGGUGCCUGAGAAUCCCAGUGUCCUUGUUUCUUAUGCAGCACUCCAGAUCCCAAACCCCCUCAAACCAGAUGGAAAGGAGGAGGGGAACACGCUCCUCUCUCUCUCAAUCCAAUCCUCUCCUAUUCAGGCUUCUUCAUCCCCAGUUCCACUUCCCCAACACAAAGCACUAAUCCCAUAAACCUCUGGGAAAGGCUGAUACCUCACAGGAUGAUGGAGGUCAGGAUGAGCGCUCCCUGACCUGCAGGCACUGGGAUCAUCGGAGGAUAUUCUUACCCUCAUGCAUGCCCCACACCCCCUAUCUCCUUCCUUGCAUCUGCAACUGCUCCAAGAGUGAAGCCAGCUAUAGAGUGUGAGAGCCCAUACCCUGAAGUGCUGGGACUUAGGCAGGGACUAAACACCUUCGGUUCCUGGACUGGCUCUCAAGUCUUCCACUGUCAUCCCCUAAUAUCUUUUCCCAUGACCUUUCCCACCCUCCUCUUGAUUCUUUCCCCUUCCAUUUUGGCACUGUAGGAGCUGGUUAUCAGUAUGGAGCCACAGUUGUAGAAUCUCAGACGUAUAUCCGUAGCUGUCCACCUGACCUGGUUAGACCCAGGGAAAUAUUUAGAAUGCUGAUAAGUGAUCUUAGACUUCUAAUCAUUGACUUAGGGAUUAGAAAAUUUUUACAGACAGCCUCUCUCAUCUAAAAUAUAGAGAGAAUUUUGUCAAAUUUAAAAGAAUAAGAGCCAUCCCCCAAUUGAUAAAUGGGCAAAAAGCUAUUGACAGUCAAUUUUCAGAUGAAGAAACAAAGCCACAUGUAAGUCUAUAAAAAUGCUCUCAAUCGUUACUGAUUAGAGAAAUGCAAUCCAAAAUAAUUCUGAGAUGUAUCUCACAUCCAUCAGAUUGGCUAAAAUGACAAAAGUGCAAAAAGGCAAAUAUUGGAGGGAAUGUGGGAAAAUGGGGAUACUAAGAUGCUGUUGGUGGGGCUGUGAACUGAUUUUGAAGAGCAAUUUGGAAUUACACCCACAGAGUUAAAAAUUGUAUAUUAGAUCCAACAAUAUCAUUGCUGGGUUUGUUUCCCAAGGAGAUCAGGGAAAAGGAAAAUAACUCAUAUGUUCCAAAAUAUUUAUAGUAGUUCUCUUUGUGGUGGCAAAAAAAUUGGAAAUUGAGGGGAUGCUCAUCAAUUGAGGAAUGGCUAAAAAAAUUGUGGUAUAUGAUUGUGAUGAAAUGCUACUGCACCAUAAGAAACAAUGAGCAGAUUUUUUUUAUUUGGAAAGUGAAGCAGCUGGGUGGUUCAGUGGAUUGAAAGACAGGCCUAGAGAUGGGAGGUCCUGGGUUCAAAUCUGCCCUCAGACAAUUUCUAGCUGUGUGACCCUGGGCAAGUCACUUAACCCCCAUUACCUUGUUCUUACUACUCUUCUGCCUUAGAACCAAUACUUAGUAUUGAUUCAAAGGCUGAAGGCAAGGAUUUAAACAAUAAAAUUGGAAAAAACUACAUGGGAAAUGAAUAGUGAAAUAAAUAGAACCAAGAGAACAUUAUACACAGCUACAGAAUUAAUACUGGAGGAACAAAUUAUGAAGGUUACGUUGAGAGAAUGAAUUGAAAGGGAAAACAUGGAAAAACUUAAUCUGUAUGAACAUGUUAGUCUUUUGGUUGAUACCUUCUGUGAUGCAAUGAAGUAGGGAGGGCCUGGGACACUUCUGAAUAAAUUCUAGAAAUAAAUAAAGAGUGUGGGGUAUCCAGAAGGAAACACAGACAAUCAGGAAAGCUUUGAAAGUUUUGUGUGGGAUCUAUUAUGUAGAUGUAAAGAAAAGUAGGCUAACAUGUAAGAGACUUCUGACUUCAUUUAUGUACAAUCUUCUUUUUCUUUGUAUGUGGAAAUGCUUGUUUUAUUUGGUUUUGUAAAACUUGGAAUUAAAAAAUAAAAAUAAAAUGUUGGGAAAAAAA